AUGGAUAGAUCUCGUUUACGUCCGCCGUAUGGACUGGAAUACUCUCGCUCUUAUGGCCCUCACGUUAAGCCAUAUUUAUUUCAUCCCACUAUACGUCCUUUCAUGCCUUUGGCUCCCCGAGGUAAUUGGGCCCCUCGUGGUCACUUAAGACAUCGUAGCAACCCUCAUAAUUGGCCUUCUCGGCCUGCUCGCGCUCAUCCGCCUCGUCACCGAAUUUCCAACCAAUCACGAGCGUCGCCGUAUCGGUCUACAAGAUUUACCACCAAUCGGUGUCAAGAACCCGCAGCAAAAAAGCCUCGCUUGGAUCCGACUGAUCCGCUUAACCUCCACGGUCUAAUAAAGGAGGCAGAUCGCAGGAGAAGUCAGGGCCUAUCUCCUUUACACGGUGAUUCCCGCCUUAAUACACCGAUUCUGAAUUCUAGUGGAGAUACUGAAACUCCGGGUCAGAACGUCGUUGAGUCUCUAAACACCGAUAAUCUGCGAAAUCGACCUCAUCGUAAUAACAAACGUGGUCGUUUCUAUUCUGGUGGACCUAGGGGUUAUCGGCGACACAGUAAUCGCUUGCCAGUGACUGGUAACUAUCGCAAUUACUAUGCUAGACGUGAUCCCGAUAGUAGGAUGGAAAUAUUACUUUUUCCCUGGUUUGAUCGUAAUGUGGUUGCGGAUUAUGGUUGUCAUAACGGCACAUUUACUUUCAAGAUGCUUGAAAAGUUCCCUUGUGUCAGUCGGAUUGAUGCUUUUGACUGUGAUGCUGAGCUAAUUGAAAAUGCUAGAAGUAUGCAAAAGGAGAAGAUGCGUUGGAAGAAUAAGGGCGAUAUAUCUUAUGAGAAGAUAAAUUUUCAGGUGGCUGAUUGGUGUGAAUCAAUGACAUCUGAUGAUGAUCCUACUUACAAUACUAUCUUAGCAUUCAGUGUUACAAAGUGGAUCCACUUGAACUACGGGGAUGAUGGAAUACAUCGGUUUUUCCGACGAGUUUUCAAUCUAUUGAAACCAGGUGGCCGUUUAAUCUUAGAACCCCAACCUAAGUCCUCAUAUCGCAGGACUCGAUUUACGGCUAAACAAAGGGAUAAUUACAUAUCAAUGAAGCUCGAUCCCUCGCAUUUUCGUGAUGUAUUGCUUGCAGUAGGGUUUUCUUACUUUGAGGAUCUCAAAAUUCCUCAGCCUGGCGAAAGUUUUCAGAGAGUAAUUAUGAUGUGUUGUAAAUCCGCUGGGGAUACCCCUUUCAAUAUCCGAAAUGAUUAUCGAGAAGCAGCUCGUCUUCGUCUGAUUCCUUCUCCGCCUGUAGAGACCUUAGCUUCUCCUACAAUCCGACCUCCCCCUGUAAGAUAUAACCCCUACAGCACACCUUUUUCCCCUUUCUUUUCUCCUCUAGGGUCUCCGGUUUCCUUUCAUGAAAUCCCUAAUACUGUAGAUGAAGAGGUGGAAGAAGUUUAUGUACAGCAAAGCCAUGAACUCAUUACGAGCACUGUCCCCACCUCAACGGAUUUGGUCUCGUUGAGUCCUCCAGGGGAAGCAACUCCUUUGAUUGCGCCGGAGUCAAGUUAUGCCAGUGGCGGUGUAGAUAGUCCUAGUCCAGAUUCAACUUAUCAACACUAA
This is a messenger RNA of Rodentolepis nana, 1596 nucleotides long. The record is from the annotation of a GenBank genome assembly. Lineage: Eukaryota; Metazoa; Platyhelminthes; Cestoda; Cyclophyllidea; Hymenolepididae.